Messenger RNA from Rhododendron vialii, 2023 nucleotides. RefSeq names its product probable nucleolar protein 5-2. The record is from RefSeq and is a predicted model, not a curated record. Lineage: Eukaryota; Viridiplantae; Streptophyta; Magnoliopsida; Ericales; Ericaceae. Gene Ontology annotation, cellular component: box C/D methylation guide snoRNP complex; small-subunit processome. The transcript has 9 exons. Bases 150 to 1811 code for a protein of 553 amino acids. Gene Ontology annotation, molecular function: snoRNA binding.
GGGCCCAAAUUGCAGCCUCCUGCAUCCCCCUCCUUAUAAUCAGCCAACACUAAAACCCUAGAACAUCCCCAAACCCUACUCUCUCUCUCUCUCUCUCUCUCCAUCCAACGUAGCAGAGUAGCGGGGUGUUUUUGGUGGGCUUUAAAACGAUGCUUCUGUUGUUCGAAACCCCGGCGGGCUUUGCCAUUUUCAAGGUUUUGGACGAAGGGAAACUCUCCAAAGUUGAGGACUUGGCGAAGGAGUUUUCUUCGGCUGAUUCUGCUAGACAGGUUGUGAAGCUAAAAGCUUUCUCCAAGUUUGAGAACACAUCUGAAGCCUUGUCGGCAGCCACCUUGUUGAUUGAUAGCAAGCCUAGCAAAGGUCUGCGCAAGUUUUUACGUGCUCAUUGUGAUGGUGAAACAUUAGCUGUUGCUGAUUCUAAACUUGGAAAUGCCAUUAAGGAGAAGCUGCAAAUUGAAUGUGUUCACAACAAUACUGUCAUGGAACUGAUGAGAGGGGUAAGAAGCCAACUGACGGAACUCAUAGCUGGCCUCGCUUCUCAGGAUUUGGCUCCAAUGAGCUUGGGUUUAUCUCACAGCCUAUCUCGAUAUAAGUUAAAAUUUAGUCCUGAUAAGGUGGAUACAAUGAUCAUUCAAGCCAUCGGCUUGUUAGAUGAUCUUGAUAAAGAACUUAACACCUAUGCAAUGAGGGUUCGAGAAUGGUAUGGUUGGCAUUUCCCAGAGCUUGCAAAGAUCGUACAAGAUAACAUAGUUUAUGCCAAGGCAGUAAAGUUGAUGGGAUACCGUUCAAAUGCUGCAAAGCUUGAUUUCUCCGAGAUAUUGACGGAAGAGGUUGAAAUAGAACUGAAAGAGGCUGCCGUGAUUUCCAUGGGAACUGAAGUCAGUGACCUUGAUUUGAUGAAUAUCAAAGACUUGUGCGACCAAGUUCUGUCUCUUGCAGAGUAUAGAGCUCAACUGUAUGACUAUUUGAAGAACAGGAUGAACACCAUUGCUCCAAAUCUCACGGCUCUUGUUGGAGAACUUGUCGGGGCCCGCCUCAUUGCCCAUGGGGGCAGCUUGUUAAAUCUUGCAAAGCAGCCUGGAAGUACAGUUCAGAUUCUAGGGGCAGAAAAGGCCCUUUUCAGAGCCUUGAAGACAAAACACGCAACUCCUAAAUACGGGCUUAUAUACCAUGCAUCUUUAAUUGGUCAGGCGGCACCAAAGCAUAAGGGGAAAAUUUCACGAUCACUUGCUGCCAAAUCCGCAUUGGCUAUUCGAUAUGAUGCCCUAGGAGAUGGCCAAGAUAAUUCUAUGGGAUUGGAGAAUCGAGUGAAGCUUGAAGCACGAUUAAGAAACCUGGAAGGCAGAGAUCUGAGUCGUUCUGCGGGGUCAGCUAAAGGCAAACCUAAGAUAGAAUUCUAUGACAAGGACCGCAAGAAGGGGGCAGGUGCUAUGAUAACCACCGCCAAGGUCUAUAAUCCUUCAGCUGAUUCUACACUUGGGAGGGCAGAAUCAGCUGCUGAGAAAGAGGAAGAAAUGGAGGAAGCAGGCAAGGCGGCUUCUGUGAAUGGAGAGAAGAAAGAAAAGAAGAAAAAGAAGAAGACGACCGCUGCUGCUUCCAAGGAGGAGGAGGUUGUUGCAGAGCCAGAAAGCGAGGAGGUAGGGACAAAGGAGAAGAAGAAAAAGAAGAAACAUGCAGCCAAAGACGAUGGCGAAAACGCUGCAGAAGAAAAGAAGAAAAAGAAGAGGAAACACGCCGAGGCCGAGGAAGAAGAAACAGAAACUCCGAGCAAGAAGGAGAAGAAGAAGAAGAAAAAGAAAAGUGAAGAUUGAUAAGUUGAGGUUGCAUGUUUUAUGUACGAAUGGCAAACGUAGGAAUUUUGAACAUUUAUGCAGCGGGUAAGUGUUUUGUUUUGUAAAAUCAGCGGCUUCUGUUUUUCUCUCCUUGUUUCCCUGGAUAUUUAAGAUACUACUAAUGUAUUUUUCAAUUUGUUGGAGAUGUUGUGCCAGAGGGUGGGCACUUCAAUUAGAAUUAUGUUUUCUUU